Oryzias melastigma (Indian medaka) is the source of this 4045-nucleotide messenger RNA. RefSeq names its product ephrin type-A receptor 7. Bases 112 to 3174 code for a protein of 1020 amino acids. NCBI's taxonomy places the organism in Eukaryota, Metazoa, Chordata, Actinopteri, Beloniformes, Adrianichthyidae. Gene Ontology annotation, biological process: cell surface receptor protein tyrosine kinase signaling pathway; protein phosphorylation; axon guidance. The transcript is spliced from 18 exons. Gene Ontology annotation, molecular function: transmembrane-ephrin receptor activity; protein binding; ATP binding. The record is from RefSeq and is a predicted model, not a curated record. Gene Ontology annotation, cellular component: neuron projection; plasma membrane.
CCCGCCCACCGAGGUAUGAAACGGCGCGAGCGCGGCGCGAGCGCCUGCACAUCUCUCCCGAGCGGCGCGCGUGAGGCAGCAGAGAGAUGAGCAGAGCCUCGCGGAGCGAACAUGGAUCCUCAUGAGGCGCUCGUGCUGUGGAUUUUAACCGUCAGCGCGCUGAAGAGGGACUGUCGCGGAGAGGAAGUGGUGCUGCUGAACUCUAAAGAGACGCAGGCGGAACUGGGAUGGACGUCGUACCCCCCCAACGGCUGGGAGGAGAUAAGCGGCGUGGAUGAGAAGUACAAGCCCAUCAGAACCUACCAGGUGUGUAACGUGAUGGAGCCCACGCAGCAGAACAACUGGCUGCAGACUGGCUGGGUGGCUCGCCGCGGCGGCCAGCGCAUCUUCGUGGAGCUCCAGUUCACGCUGCGGGACUGCAACAGCAUCCCUGGAGUGGCGGGCACCUGCAAGGAGACCUUCAACCUCCUGUACGUGGAGUCGGACCGGGACCUCGGCAGUGUGACCCGAGAGGAUCGCUACACCAAGAUCGACACCAUCGCGGCGGACGAGAGCUUCACGCAGGGCGACCUGGGUGAGAGGAAGAUGAAGCUGAACACGGAAGUGCGCGAGAUCGGCCACCUGAACCGAAAGGGCUUCCACCUGGCCUUCCAGGACGUGGGCGCCUGCGUGGCUUUGGUGGCUGUGAGGGUUUACUACAAGCGCUGCCUCGCCACCGUCCAGAACCUGGCCGUGUUCCCCGACACGGUAGCUGAAGCCGCCUUUGCAACCUUGGUGGAGGUGCGUGGCUCUUGUGUGAACAACUCGGAGGUGGACACAGACAGCCCUCCCAGGAUGCACUGCAGCGCAGAGGGGGAGUGGCUGGUGCCCAUCGGGAAGUGCAGCUGUAGCGCCGGAUAUGAGGAGGGCCACAGCAGCUGUGAAGCCUGUCCUCCCGGCUCCUACAAGAUGUCGUCGCGGCAGCAGGAGUGCUUCUCGUGCCCGGCCAACAGCGUGGCCGACGAGGAGGGCUCGGUGGUGUGCGUCUGCGAGGAGGAUCACUUCAGGACGCCCCUGGACAGCCCCUCUGCGCCGUGCACACGCCCCCCCUCCCCACCCAGAGACCUGGUCUACACCCUCAAGCAAUCCACUCUGAUUUUGGAGUGGUCGGCGCCGUCCGACAGCGGGGGCAGAGUGGACCUGACCUACAGCGUGAGCUGUCGCCGGAGCGUGGGGCGGCAGUGGGAGCCGUGCGGCGCCAGCGUUGGCUUCGUGCCCCAGCAGGUGGGACUGACGGAGAGGACGGUGACGGUGGUCAACCUGCUCCCCAACACCAACUACUCCUUCGCCGUGGAAGCUCUGAACGGCGUGUCCGAGCUGCUGCCCAAGAAGAGGUUCUACACCCAGGUCAACGUGUCCACGAGUCUGCCCGCUCCGUCUCUGAUCAGCGAGCUGCGAGCGGACAAGAUCGAAGAGAAGAGCAUCACCUUGGUGUGGAGGGAGCCGUCGUCCCCGAACAGCAGCCGCACCGAGUACGAAGUCAAGUACUACGAGAAGGAGCAGAAAGAUCAGAGCUACUCCACCAUGAAGACCGCCACCACCCGCAUCAGCGUCAACAACCUGAAACCCGGAACCACAUACGUCUUCCUCAUUCGGCCCUUCUGGACUCAGGCCCCCUCCUCGCCUCUGUCUUCCUCCGCACUGUCCGCCUCUUCUUCCUCCAUCUCCUCCUCUUCCUCAUCACCCUCGUCUUCAGCCUCUUCAACCCCGCCAGCCGUUGACUUUGGAGCCUACAGCGCCCCGCUGGAGCUGCAGACACUUGGAGAGUUGGCGCUGGCGUCCAGCGAGCAGAGCCCGGUGGUGAUCAUCGUCAUCGUGUCCGUGGCCGCCCUCAUCAUGCUGCUCUCCAUGGGAGUCGGGCUUCUCGUCUGGAGAAGACAAUGCGGCUACAGCAAGGCAUCUCAGGAGGGAGACGAGGAACUUUAUUUCCAAUUUAAGAUUCCGACUCGGAGGACGUACAUCGACCCAGAGACGUGCGAGGACCUGCAGCAGGCGGUGCACGCCUUCGCCAAGGAGCUGGAUAACCAGAGCAUCAAGAUAGAGAGGAUUGUACACACAGGCGACUUUGGGGAGGUGUGUCGCGGCUGCCUGAAGUUGCCAAGUAAAAGGGAGCUGCCGGUCACCAUAAAGACUCUUCGGGCCGGCUGCUCGGAUAAACAGCGCCGCUCCUUCCUGUGUGAAGCCGCCAUCCUGGGACAAUUCGACCACGGAAACAUCAUCCGGCUAGAGGGCGUCAUCACCACAGGCAACACCAUGAUGAUCAUCAUGGAGAGCAUGUCCAACGGCGCCCUGGAUUCCUUCCUCAGGAAACACGAGGGCCAGCUGAGUGUCAUGCAGCUGAUGGACAUGCUGACGGGGGUGGCGUCCGGGAUGAAGUACCUCACUGAGAUGGGCUUUGUGCACAAACGGCUCGCUGCACACAAGGUUCUGGUGAACUCCAACCUGAGCUGCAAAGUGUCGGGCUUCAGGCCUCUUCAAGAGGACAAGAUAGAGGCCAUCUACUCCACACUGCACGGAGGGAAGAGUGUGGUGCUGUGGACCGCUCCAGAGGCCAUUCAGUACCAUCGCUUCUCCUCAGCCUCGGACGUCUGGAGCUUCGGCAUCGUCAUGUGGGAGGUUAUGUCCUACGGAGAGAGGCCGUACUGGGACAUGGGCAACCAGGACGUGAUCAAGGCCAUAGAGGACGGCUUCCGGCUGCCCGCUCCGCUCAACUGUCCUCCGCAUCUCCAUCAGCUCAUGCUGGACUGCUGGCAGAAGGAGAGGGCGGAGCGACCCAGCUUCAGCCAGAUCCACUCCGCCCUCAGCAAGAGCAUCCGCUCGCCGGACGGCGUGGGCUCCUCCACGCUGGCUCGCAGGACUCUGGGCUCCUCCAUCACGCUGGCCGAGCGGCCCCUCCCCACCUUCCCGGCCUUCAGCUCGGUGGGGGAGUGGCUGGACGCCGUGGACAUGGGCCGGUACAAGGACAACUUCACGGCGGCGGGGUACUGCUACCUGGAGUCUGUGGCUCGAAUGACCGUGCAAGAUGUGUUGAGCCUCGGCAUCACCUCUCUGGACCAUCAGAAGCUCAUCCUGGCCGCCAUCCAGACGCUGCGAGCUCAGGUCAUCCAGAUGCACGGGCGCGGCGUGCAGGUCUGACUGGGGGGGAGGGGAGGGCCCCCACAUGGCUUCACGCUGCUGCUGCACACCUGUGCAGGUGGAUGAGGAGAAGAGAAGCGAGCUCUUCCAGCUGACGGCACCACUCCUUCCUUCUCGUCUUCAUUCCCUCAUUCUUCCUUUUUUCAGCGACGCGCUGAGAGCCGAGGAGCGCUGAUCACGUGACCUUUUGCGAUUUACGUGCACUUUGACCUCCAGAGACGGCGUCUUAUGUCCGAUUCUGGAUCGGCGACCACGUGACGGACAGGAAACGCUCCGAGCCGCUCAUGACGACGGAUUUCGCAGCAGCUUCAGGGCGACCCGGUGGACAAGUGUUCCGUUUUCAGGAGCCGGUUCUGCUCCGCCUCAGAUUCUCUCUGGGUUUUUUCUUUGAAUUCUCCCUCCUCUUGUGGGCCCCGUCUUCAGCUUUGUAUAGAAGUGAGGCCCCGCCCCUUUGGAAAACAACCUGCUUUGUAAAUAUGAAUUCUUAUUUAUUUCUGUUGACAGGCUGCUUAGUUUCUGUUCGGUUCGGUGUUUCUUAUUUAUGAGUUUACGGUGCGGUUCGCGUGUUUGUGGGCGGAGCAUCAGCACGUCAGAUCCCUCUGUCAUGAACUGCUGUCGUCAUGGUGACUCAUGUUUAAUAUUGUACAUAUGAAAAUCUAUUUUUCUAAUUAGUUGGGAGAACAGUGGUUCCAUCUGCCGGCCGUGUAAAGCUUUCAUCGGUUUCAGUUCAGGCCCAGUUUGGGAUCGGAAGCUGAAUUAUGAGCUUCUCUCUUUGUUUUGUUAGUUUUGAUGAUUUUUACCUGUUAGAAAGAAAAAGGAUUCCAGUUGCAAUACUGAAACGUGUUAGUAAAAAAUCUUCAAUCCGAGGAAA